Molecule: messenger RNA, 1125 nt
Organism: Rhizoctonia solani
Lineage: Eukaryota; Fungi; Basidiomycota; Agaricomycetes; Cantharellales; Ceratobasidiaceae
Product: Retrotransposon-derived protein PEG10
Exons: 2
Coding region: 1-1125 (374 amino acids)
Molecular function (GO): nucleic acid binding; zinc ion binding
Source: RefSeq, a predicted model, not a curated record
AUGGAACCAGAGCCGUCCACUUCCGCUCUCCUCAAGGCUAUCACAGCCCUCACCGCCACAGUCGGGUCCUUGCAGGCCCAAAUCACAUCCCAAGGCCAACAGCUCCUCGAGCUCAAAGCCAUAUGCAAGGAAACCGCGGACCUCCUUGGGGACAAAGACCAGGGAGCCCCCCAAGCCCAGCCUGGCCCAUCAACUGGGCCUGUCACUCCUCCCACCCACCAGGGAGGAGAAACCCACACUCCAGGCACAAUUAGGCCUGGGCUCAAGGCCCCGUUCCGGCCUUCUAGGGGAACAGGAUUUGACUCAGAGGACAAGGAACCAAGGGCUCCCAAAAAGGAGCCUCAAGGAACGCCUAGAAGGCACCUGGGGUCCCUCACCCCCUUCGAUGCAGGGGGACGAAAGGCCACUCAGUGGCUUGACAGAAUGAUGCUGUGGGUAGCUCUCCACCGCGAUCAAUUUGACAAAGAGGAGCAGAUGGUUGUGUGGAUUUUAUACCACAUGACAGACAAGGCUGCCGACUGGGCUCUCCCCAUCAUUGGGAACAUCAUCAAGGGCGAGGGUAACCCCCCCACCACCAUCCAGGCCCUGACAGGCAAAUUCAAGGAGGCAUUUGCUGACCCCAAUGCCAAGCGAGCGGCCGCCAGAAAAAUAGCCGCGCUCUCCCAAGUCACCACAACCGCCAAGUAUGUAACGGAGUUCCGCAACCUUAUGGCAGAACUUGACUGGAACGAGGAGGCCUACAUUGCGCAGUUCACGCAAGGCCUCCACUGGAAAGUCAAGGAAUUGCUGUCAACCAAGGAUAGCAUUCCCGACGAACUCGAGGCGAUUUUUGCGGCCUCCAUAAAAAUUGACAACAUCCGCCGCAAAAACAAGGAGAACCGCCCCAAGAAGGCACCUGCCAAAUCCCCGGCCACCAUGGCCACUACUUCCACCACUCAACGGGUCCGUCUAUCAGAAGACCCCAAUUACGUUACCCCGGAAGAAAGGGAUCGCCGCCGCGCGUCUGGCCUCUGUGUCAAGUGCGGCCAAAAGGGACAUGGAAUCAAACAAUGUCCCAACGGAUGGAAAGCCACAGUCAAAGAAGUGGCUAAGGUUGCCGAGGACGUUGAGUCGGGAAAAGAUUGA